Molecule: messenger RNA, 1593 nt
Organism: Blastomyces gilchristii SLH14081
Lineage: Eukaryota; Fungi; Ascomycota; Eurotiomycetes; Onygenales; Ajellomycetaceae
Exons: 4
Coding region: 682-1239 (185 amino acids)
Source: RefSeq, a predicted model, not a curated record
CGAAGUAUAAAUCGGAUCGGAGGAGUCGUUGAAUCCAGCCAUGUUUGAUUCUGUUUCAUCACAUCCUGUUCUACAUUACUGCUACGCUACGCGGUUUGACCCAAUAUUUAAUUGCGAAUCCAGAUGUUCAAGGGACGUGGAAGUUGAAACGGAUCUAUAACUAGUGGUUCGAUCGCUGCCAAACUUUCCCGCGCACCCUCUGAAGAGCCGGGCAAGGCUAGGGCUAGGGAUAUAUGGAGUGGCCUUCCCACUCCGCAUGUUAGACCGGGUCUGUCAAGAACGAGCAUGGGACUUGGAGACACAUCUAUUACUAUAUACCAGUGCUGAGACGGGACAGCACUGUUGCCCUCAUCGUUUCCACUACCACAGCGGGAGAUGAGAGGGGGGUGGAGGUGCACGGCUGGGGUAUUCUCCAGUUUAACUACCUACCGGCACAUUUACUUUGUUUCAUUUGUCGAGUCGGGGGGGGGACAUGGUUCUGAUAUCCAAUGCCGCCAUCUUUAGAGAUGCUCUCUUUCUAUAAAGAAGAGGCCCCCAAAAAACCCCUCUCUCCCUCCGCCAGUAAACUAACUACCAAGCAAAAAAAGCAUCAAUUAACUCAUUUGUCUCCAAACUAUCGAAGUACCCUCACAUAAACCAAAAAAAAAAAAAAAAAAAAAAAAAAAAAACCAAUCGCCAACAAUGCGCUUCCUUGCCCUUGCGCUCCUCUCCCUCUCCGCCAGCCUCGCCGUCGCGCAAAGCUCCUGCACAGUAUACUACCAGACGGGAACAUGUAUUUCGACCAAAGAAUGUGCGUCCGCUAACAAAACCUCGACGCCCAACUUUUGCCCCAACGACCCCGCACACAUCCAAUGCUGCACGGAGCCGCCGCACCCAGAGAUUCCCGGGCGCAAUUGCGAGCCGCAUGUCGUCAGGGCUGGCGAGACGAUUCUUGCCGCGAAUGAAGGGGCUGUUCAUGUCGUUUGGUGCUAUGCUGAUAAAGCGGGGGAGCAUGGGAAGGGGUUAGCUUUGGAUCUUAUGGUUGGGUCAUACAACCCCAAAGGUCAAGUCGUUGCCGAAUGGGUGAUGAAUAACCACAAGAGUCUGAACGUCAUGUAUGUCAUCUGGGGUCAGAAGAUCUGGAAUCCCAGCAACGGCGAGGCUCCUACGGCCUGGGAAAACUGGAGAGAUAUGGAAGACAGAGGCUCCGUUACAGCUAAUCACUGGGAUCACCCGCAUGUCAGUUUCAACGCGGCCUAGGUUGAAAGGAGGGGAGAUGGGGCGGUUGCGUUGCUAUUGGCGGUGGGAAUGUGGCGGGUCCCCUUUGUUUGCUCUUCGUUCGUUGUGAUGUAAUAAUGACGAAAAUGUGUAACUAACUAUUCUAUAUAUUUACGCGAUAGUCAGGGUCGAUUCCCCUCUUCUUGUGUCACUUAUCUAAGCAAAUGCCCUCGUGAUUCCUCGGCGCUUUUUGCCUUCUCACUUCCAAGGGCAACUUGUCACUUGUUCCGUCCUGCGUCUAUCCGCUGAUAUUACGCAACCAUACAUAUACCCGGCGAGGAACAACCCUCGAUAUCAAUUUUGGGAGAUGAAGUCGAGUUGGGGGGAGAGAGGGGG